Messenger RNA from Olea europaea var. sylvestris, 3956 nucleotides. RefSeq names its product protein MEI2-like 5. The coding region runs from base 869 to 3469 and encodes 866 amino acids. The record is from RefSeq and is a predicted model, not a curated record. Lineage: Eukaryota; Viridiplantae; Streptophyta; Magnoliopsida; Lamiales; Oleaceae. Gene Ontology annotation, molecular function: RNA binding. The transcript is spliced from 14 exons.
AGAAUCUUAGUUAAAUUCGUUUUUUUGGCUUUAAGAAAUGGGUUUGGGUGCAAAAUUCUAAAUUGGGUUGAUUUUAUUGUAAGUUAUAAAUUUUUGUGGUAUUAUUAAUGCUCUGUCCUUUUCUUCUAUUUUUGUUUAUCUUUUGCUUGUGGUGGAGUAGAAGUGCUAAAUUCGAGUGGGUUUUAUGAUUUUUCUGUUGUUUGUGUGAUUAGGUGGCCUGUCAAUUUUUAGUUGAUUUUAUCUAAUCUUGGGUUCUGGUUUGGGUUGACUAAAGAUAAAAAUUUUGAGUCGAUCAGUACUAUUUUGUUUUCAAUUAAUCCAUUUUCUAUUUGAGAAUCAAAAUAACUGAAUUUUUAGUUGAUCAGAAGCUGAGUAUUUUGGAUAAUUAUUUAUGUUUUAAUUUUUGGUUUAUGCAUUAACUUUUAUUUCCUGUUUUGUGGUAGAUUCUAGGGAUCAUUUCUUUAUUUGACAUGCCUUGUGGUGGGAGUGGAGUUCACUAUAUUUUUCAAUUUCUUAACUCAAUAUUCAAUUAGUUAAUAUAUUUGGGUCAUUUCUUAAUUUUGUAAACAGGGGAAGUUGGCGUCCCAAUGUAUUAUAGAAGUAGGUAAUUGAGUUUGUUGUGUAUACAUAUGCCUAUGCCUAUGCGUAUGCGUCUAUGUUUUUUCUUUUUAACUGAGCUUUUUUUAGAAUGAUUAUUUUUUUCCUUUAAAAAUCGAAUUUACGAAAUUUCUUACUAUUGUGUUUCAUUUGCUGUUUUUCUUGGUUUAUUCAAGCUUUUAAACUCUGGAUGGCAUUUUAGAUUCUCAUCCUCCUCUUUGAUUACAGGUUGAUCAGAUAGUUUAUAUUCGUUGUUUAAGGAAGUGAUUCAAUGGAUAAACAUUUGGGUAAUUCAAUUACCGGAAAUUUUGAAGGCCCAUCUAAAAUUUCAUUUGCUAACAUCCCAGGAAAAGAGAAAAGUGCAUGGGGAAUCCCCCUUGGAACUGAUGCACAUUAUACAUCAAGUGAUGCUAGUUUGUUUUCUAGCUCAUUGCCUGUCCUUCCGCAUGAGAAGCUAAAUUUUAAUGACUCUGAUCAAAGUCGUCAAUCAGUUGAUGAUGGCUUCUCUAGAAUAAAGAAAACAUAUUUAGAAGAUGAAAAUAAGGACCCACUUGAAGAUAUUGAACUGACUCCAACAGGAAGCUUUCUUCCUGGUGAUGCAGAUGAGCUCUUAGCUGGCCUUAUGGAUGAUUUUGAUCUUAAUGGGUUGCCUACUCAGCUCGAGGACUUGGAUGAUGAUUUCUUCGGAAGUGGAGGGGGAUUAGAAAUAGAGCCCGUGCUUCAAGAGAAUCUUGGAAAUGGUGCGUUGAGGUUAAGCACGUCUGAUGGUAUUAGUGGUAGCAAUAUAGCUCAUUUUGGGUUUACAAAUAUUGUUGGGGCUGUUAGCGGCGAACACCCCUAUGGAGAGCAUCCUUCAAGGACAUUAUUUGUUCGGAAUAUCAAUAGUAAUGUAGAGGACUCUGAAUUGAGGUCUCUCUUCGAGCAAUAUGGAGAUAUCAGAACUCUCUAUACCACAUGUAAGCACAGAGGAUUUGUGAUGAUAUCUUACUAUGAUAUCAGAGCUGCUCGCACUGCAAUGCGGGCAUUGCAAAACAAGCCCUUAAGACGAAGAAAACUUGAUAUUCAUUUUUCAAUUCCCAAGGAUAACCCAUCGGAGAAAGAUGUUAACCAAGGAACUCUUGUGGUCUUCAAUUUGGAUGCAUCAGUGUCCAACGAUGACCUCCACCUAAUAUUUGGGGCUUAUGGAGAAGUUAAGGAGAUCAGGGAAACACCCCACAAACGACAUCACAAGUUCAUUGAGUUUUAUGAUGUUAGAGCUGCAGAUGCAGCUCUGAAGGCUUUAAAUAGAAGUGAUAUCGCUGGGAAGCGUAUAAAACUUGAACCUAGCCGGCCUGGUGGAGCUCGUCGGAGCUUAAUGCUGCAACUGAAUCAAGAGCGAGAACAAGAUGAAUCUCGACCUUUCCACCAUCAAGUUGGUUCACCUGUAACCAACUCUCCUCCAGUGUUUGCACUUGCAGGUAGCUGGGCAAAUUUUGGGAGUCCAGUCGAUCACAAUUCAUUUCCUGAUUUUAGUCGGUCACCUGUUUUAGGGAACCUCAGCCCUGUUGGAAGUAAUCACUUGCCUGGCUUGGCCUCUAUCCUUCCAUCCCAGGUCUCAAAUCCCGUGAAGAUUGCACCAAUUGGUAAAGACCCUGGAAGGAUAAGCCAUAUGCAGUUAAUUACUAAGGCUAAUGCAGAACAAGGAGCAACUUAUCAGCAGCAUUUUUCUGUUCCUGAUUCUACAUUCAGUUCAAGUCCUGGACCCGUGUCAUCAUUUGGUGAUUCAAAGUCAUCUAGCAUUGGGACGCUUUCUGGUCCUCAGUUUCUAUGGGGAAGUCCUACUAUUCACUCCAGGUAUGUUCGGUACAGUAGUGUCCAAUCCAACAUGCCAAAAGUUCCAUCAGAGCACAUGAAUUCUGCUUGGUCAUCAUCCUUGAAGGGACCUACGUUUUCAUCCACUGGACAAAGAACUGGUUAUCCUUAUCACAGCGGGCAUGGCUCAUUUCUGGGUUCACAUCACGUUGGAUCCGCUCCAUCUGGUAUUCAACUAGAAAGCAAUUUUGGUUUUUCUACAGUCUCACAAGAAUCAUCCCAAAUAAGUCGAGCUGCAAUUGGAGCCACAAACUUAGGUCGCAACAGUGGGAAUCAUGCCAUGAAUAUGGUUGCCCAGGGGGCUCUGAACAUGGGCGUUGCUUUUACAGGAAAUUUUUCUGAAGGUAGUUCUCCGAGUUCCAGGAUGAUGCCAAUGUCCAGAAAUUCUCCCAUGUUUUUCGGAACUGGUUCUUAUGGAGGCAUGGGAGCAACUGCAACUGAUGGAUUGAUGGACUGCUAUCGAAAUAGAAGAGCUGACAGUGGAAGCCAGAUGGAAGACAGAAGGCAGUAUCAACUUGAUUUGGAAAAGAUCAUCAAUGGGGAAGAUAAUAGGACUACUUUGAUGAUUAAAAAUAUCCCCAACAAGUACACCUCAAAGAUGCUACUUACGGCUAUUGAUGAAACUCACAAGGGUACAUAUGAUUUCCUCUAUCUGCCAAUUGAUUUUAAGAAUAAGUGCAAUGUGGGGUAUGCUUUCAUCAACAUGGUGUCUUCUUCACACAUCAUCACCUUCUACGAGGCAUUUAAUGGAAAGAAAUGGGAAAAGUUCAAUAGCGAAAAGGUUGCCUCUCUGGCAUAUGCGAGAAUCCAGGGACAGGCGGCUCUUGUUUCACAUUUCCAAAAUUCAAGUUUAAUGAAUGAAGACAAACGGUGCCGACCAAUUCUCUUCCAGUUAGAGGGCCAAGGGAUCAAAGAUCUGGAACCUAGACAUACUAGUAACCUGAACAUCUUCAUACGUCAGCCUGAUGGAACUUAUGUUGGGGAUUCUCUGGACAGCCCAAAGAGUAAUCCAGAUGAGUAGCUGGAGAAAAGUGGACCACUCCCUUAAAGUGGAUGACUCCAAACUAGAAUUGGUGGACAGUAAAUGCUAACUCUCGUACAGCUUUUAUGUCGUAGUUUAUUGUAUUACCUGUGAACUGGAAUGAUAUUACUGGAGUGUCUGCUUUUCAACAUGGAUACUCCGUAUUAUCUUGGAAGAAACAUUUGACAGGGCAAAGGGAGUGUUCUGUUUAUAUGCACACCGGCAAAUGAUUUUAACAGGGCGAGGUAAUUAGAGUGAAGUUUAGCAUCAACUGAUAUGUGAAGUUCUCUCCUUUUUAUUUUGCUCCAUUUUUUGGUCCAGUUCUCACGACUGCUUAGCAGUCUUACUAAAUGUAUAGUAGUUUAUAGAGCUGGGGAGGGUCAGAAAUAUGUAUAGAAGGGAACUACAAAAAGGCCUGUGAAUUCUGAUUUUGUACACAGGAAACUGUGUAUGUGAUAUGAAUUUGCAUGACUUCUUUUGAUCCUUA